AUGUACGAGGUGUUGAACCAAACGAGAGAAAUCGAUAAGAAUGACAAAUAUACACUCGCUGUGGUCAGUACAGAGGAGUUCGCUUCCCUCCUCGAAAGCAAGUUCGACAAACCAUGGUGGAAGAAGCUCAUGACAGGAGUGCAACGCCGAGAGGGGUGUCCGGUUACCAUCACGACAGCCAAGCGCUUGCAGAAAGCAAUUGACCUCGUUGAGAGUUACCUUAAGGCAUUUGAGAAAGCGGAAAUUUUUAUGCUUGUCCAUGCAAGCGUGCGCCGCAUGUCCUUUCACGUGGCCGGCGACGAUGUCGACACGCUCACCAUCAUGCGUUGGCAUGGGGCGUCAGCUUCACGCGAGAAUCUCAUAAUUGACGGCGCAUCGACAUUCGCGGCCACUAGACUGGAUGACUGGCAAGUCAAUGACGACAGAAACCUCUACAUCGGCAAACAUGGAAUUAGCAUCUGCGUCGACACGACCAAGUCCUCUGUAUGGGCAGAUGCCGCAUCCCGGCCGUGGGGAGAGCUUCCUUCACACAGGCUCGAGGAGUUGAGGAGCGCCUUGCACGAGACGGACGGGUUGUCUUCCGAGACCGACUGGUGGGAUAAAUGGAAGGGCCCUGCGGCAGCCGUACUUGGCGUCAUAGCUGGGACAACUAAAAUGGCUGCUGGCCUAAAGGCUGCAGCUGGCGGAUUCUACGUCAAGUACGCCGGCACUUUCGCGCUCACCACUCAUACGCUCGAAGUCGGUGCUGCUAAUGCGAAGAUCACGGCAAUCGCAACAGCGGCCGGCCCGGCCCUUCUGCUUGGCGCAAGUGUUGCCGCUGCAGUCUACUUCAUUCCCUGGAAGAGGUUCUUCAACUGGCUCGGAGGGAUUCUCCCCCGGAUCUUUGAAGCCUGUCAACAAAUCUGGGAAUGGUUUGCCAGCUGGUUCGCUCGCUUCACGGAAUGGGUGCGGGACACGUUUCAGGAGUCGUCACGAUGCCGACCGAGGCAAGCCACAUUCUCGGCAUAA
This is a messenger RNA of Cladophialophora psammophila CBS 110553, 1008 nucleotides long. RefSeq lists its product as uncharacterized. The transcript is spliced from 2 exons. The record is from RefSeq and is a predicted model, not a curated record. Bases 1 to 1008 code for a protein of 335 amino acids. Lineage: Eukaryota; Fungi; Ascomycota; Eurotiomycetes; Chaetothyriales; Herpotrichiellaceae.